Molecule: messenger RNA, 3929 nt
Organism: Amaranthus tricolor (Joseph's coat)
Lineage: Eukaryota; Viridiplantae; Streptophyta; Magnoliopsida; Caryophyllales; Amaranthaceae
Product: ubiquitin carboxyl-terminal hydrolase 10-like
Exons: 14
Coding region: 628-3333 (901 amino acids)
Biological process (GO): protein deubiquitination
Molecular function (GO): cysteine-type deubiquitinase activity
Source: RefSeq, a predicted model, not a curated record
UAAGUUCAUUACUUUCUUAAGCAACUCCAUAUCAUCUUUUCAUCGACUUUCUUAUAUAUUUUUUUCUAUCACAAUAAAUUUGCUACAAUUUUUAUUUUACUUUUUUUUAAUAGGGUUAUUAAUUUUAUUUUUGGAACUUUUAUUUCCUUCUAAUUUCACUUAAUUCAAAAAACUAUAUCCGUAAAAUGUAAUAAACUUAAUAAAACAGAAACACGUCAAAAACUCGAACUCUGAACCGCCGAAUUCAGACCAAACAUCCAUCCAUGGCCCAUUUGUUCUUAAAAACAUGACGGCGUUACGCCAGGGUCCGAAGGGCUGGUGUCAUACAAAGUCAGACAAACGUAAACGAAAUUUCAUCAUCUUCCCAUUCUUUCCUUCCUUCUUAUUACUUCCCUUGCCUUGUUAACCCUGCUAUCUACCAAAAUCUUGCUUUUCGCGCAUCCUUUUCUCUCGUCCACCAUUCUCCUUUCUCAUUCCUCUCACUUCAAUUCUUAUACAUCUCAAUCAAUUAACAUUCAUUUCAAUCAUACACAUCAUCUUGCUUUUGAUCUUCGUAUUAGGUUUUCCCUGAAUUUGAUUGAAUUCACUGGUAACUGGAAUUUAAUUGAAGACGGUUGUAGAUCGAGAAUGACGAUCCCUAACGCUGGAGAUGAGAAUUCAUUGAAGAUUGAAGUAAUUCAUUCGCCGGAAGAGGAAAGGCGGAUUAUAAAAGAGUUGAAUGAUCAUGCUGAAUCGAAUCUUAGAGAAGGGAAUUUGUACUAUGUUGUUUCUUAUCGAUGGUUCAUGAACUGGAGGAGGUAUACCGGACAAGAUGAUGAUUGUGAAAUGAAUGAGAGUGCUCCAGAUAUAUUGAAUGCAGUGGACAGACCAGGGCCUAUUGACAAUUCUGAUUUAAUUUUAAAUGUAAAUGAUGGUGACAUUGAUAAUAUAGAACUUAUUAGAACCUUGGAGGAAGGGCAAGAUUAUGUAUUAGUUCCCGAAGAAGUUUGGAAGAAGCUAUUGGAAUGGUAUUCUGGAGGUCCACCAGUUCCUAGGAAGCUGAUUUCUCAGGGUGACUGUAUUAAAAGGUUCAAUGUGGAAGUAUAUCCUCUGUCUCUUAAGCUAACGGAUUCCAGGGACAACACUCAAUUAGACAUGAGGUUAAGUAAGAAGGCUACCAUUCGUGAGCUCUAUGAGAAAGUGUGUGCACUCAAAGGGUUGACGCCAGACAAGAUUGAUAUCUGGGAUUACUUUAAUGAGCGGCGGCAAUGUGUUUUAGAUCCUUCGGACAAGACGUUGGAAGAUGCUCUUCUGCAAAUGGAUCAACAUAUUCUUUUGGAGAUACGGCCUAUUGGGAAGGUAUCAUCAAGCCUUGGGGUCUCUUCACCUGGAAAUGAAUUAGCUUUGGUGCCAGUGGAACCCUCAAGGUCUUCUGUGACGAUUGCUGGCGGUCCAGCCUUGUCAAAUGGUUACUCAACGAGAAACAGUUUCAAUAUGUGUGCAGGAUUGAGUUCUAGCUCUACUGUUGAGAAUGGUGGUCAUGAUAGUGUUGGUAGUCUGAGAAAGAAGGAAAAGGGAGGUUUAGCUGGAUUACAGAAUCUGGGGAAUACUUGCUUUAUGAAUAGUGCUCUUCAGUGUUUGGUCCAUACUCCACCUCUUGUUAAUUACUUUCGGCUAGACUACUCUAACGAGAUAAACAAGCAAAACCCACUUGGAAUGCAUGGUGAGCUCGCCAUUGCAUUUGGCGAUUUAUUGAGGGAAAUGUGGUCUUCUGGACGGGGAUCAAUCGUGCCACGUCUAUUUAAGGGAAAGCUUGCUCGAUUUGCUCCUCAGUUUAGCGGGUAUAAUCAGCACGAUUCUCAGGAACUGCUUGCCUUCUUGUUGGAUGGAUUGCAUGAAGACUUGAACCGCGUUAAGCAGAAACCUUACAUUGAGAUGAAAGAUUCAGAUGGCCGACCUGACGAAGAAUAUGCAGAAGAGUGUUGGAAGAAUCAUAAGGCUCGUAAUGAUUCAAUUAUUGUUGAUACAUGUCAGGGUCAGUACAAGUCUACUCUGGUUUGUCCAGUUUGCAACAAGAUUUCAAUUACAUUUGAUCCAUUUAUGUACUUGAGUUUGCCCUUGCCUUCAAUCGUCAAUAGAACAAUGACAGUUACUGUGCUCUAUGGUACUGGAAAUGGACUUCCGAUACCAUAUACUGUAGCGGUUUCUAAACAUGGAUGCUGUAGAGAUCUGAUUCAAGCACUGGGAAAUGCAUGCUGUCUGGGGAAUGACGAGACCCUCUUCCUAGCCGAGGUUUACGAUCACAAAAUUUUCCGAUAUUUUGAAUCUGCUCUGGAGUCACUGUCUUCCAUCAAGGAUGAUGAUCAUAUUGUAGCAUACCGAAUUCCUAAGAAAUAUGGGUUAAAGAGACUGGAGAUAGUUCAUCAAACCCCAGAAAAGAAGCUUCUAGGAUCACCACUUGUAACCUAUUUACAAGAAGAGCCGCAAACUGUUGCUGAUGUUUGUAAUGCUGUUAUGAGUAUACUUUCUCCUUUGAGAAAAGAUCAUGUCUUUUUAAAUACGAACAAUGGUGAGAAAGAGAAUGGUUCUGUAUCAGGAGACAAUGGUGAAGCAGACCAUAUGCUUGUAGACAACACUGCAGGAUACAAGUAUGGCGACAGUUGCCUUCUCCAGCUCAGUAUCACCGAGGAUAGGUUUCUGAGUGGCAAACAAUUUGACGACGAUUAUGUUAAAAGCAAUUCUUCCUUAAGGGUCACUCUUUGUUGGACUGAUAUUGAACACAAUCUUUAUGAUAUUAGCUAUCUAGAGGACCUCCCUGUGGUGUGCAAAUCAGGUUUUACUACUAAGAAGACUCGCCAAGAAGCUGUCUCUUUAUUCUCAUGUCUGGAUGCAUUUUUGAAGGAGGAGCCCCUUGGGCCUGAUGACAUGUGGUAUUGCCCUAAUUGCAAGGAACACAGAGAGGCCUCCAAGAAGCUAGACCUUUGGAGACUGCCCGAGAUACUUGUCAUCCACCUGAAACGGUUCUCAUAUAGCAGAUAUUUUAAAAACAAACUAGAUACCUUCGUGAGCUUUCCAAUCCAGAAAUUGGAUAUGGGGAAAUAUGCAAAGAAUGGGGAUGCAUCUGAUGUCCCCUAUGUAUACGAAUUGUAUGCCAUUAGCAACCAUUAUGGCGGCCUUGGCGGUGGGCACUAUUCUGCUUAUGCAAAGUUGAUUGACGAAGACAAAUGGUAUCACUUCGAUGACAGUCAUGUUUCUCCAGUAGAUGAAUCAGAAAUUAAGACAUCAGCUGCAUAUGUUUUGUUUUACCGAAGGGUGAAAGUUGAAGCCAAAUCUAAAGUUGGAAGAUCAUCUUAGGAUCACAAUCUUUCUUAAAAGCAUUCUGUGCAGGAUUGCAAACUUCAUUUGCUCAGGAUAUUACAAGUACUCAUUAUAAAUGUGUUUUAGUGAAAAAAUUGGAUAUUGGCUUGCUGAGACAGACUAGUUGGCGUUAGAUGGGGAGCUGACUAACAAGAUUAUCGGAUAGCUAGAUUGGGAGGUAGGUCUUCAUUUGGUUCAAUCAGUAUAUGCUUAUCUAUUCUACAAAAUUUUGAAGUGAGCCGCUAGAUUAUAAAUUCUCGGUAUCUUUUCUUGUAGGCCUUAUGUAUAGGUCUGUGGCCGUAUUAGUAGUGUCCAAUCAUAUUAGGGAACACCAUUAAGACUGUUCCACCUCUGUUUGGUGGGUUAUUUGAGAUCUUGAAGAAUGCCUUGAUUUGUGGCUAAUAUUUUGAUCGCCCUUCUAGAUGUUUUCUCCUUGUAUUGAUGUCUGUUUUACUUGUACAUCUGGGGUCUAGCGCAGCAAAGUUUUGGAAUCGGGAUUAUAAUAUCUACUUAAUUGUAUUAUGUUACCUUAUCAGAUUUGUAAUACUUUUCAAGGCAAUGCCGACUAUAUUUCCUAGUCUUAUUAUCUCAUA